Closterium sp. NIES-65 is the source of this 4512-nucleotide messenger RNA. NCBI's taxonomy places the organism in Eukaryota, Viridiplantae, Streptophyta, Zygnematophyceae, Desmidiales, Closteriaceae. The record is from the annotation of a GenBank genome assembly.
AUGCUGGUUGUUAAGGCAUACGAUACCAAGAAAGGUGCGAACGGCAGCAGCGCCUUGGAUGCUUCUCCUGCGUCCUCAUCAUAUUCCACAGACAGCGCUGCUGAUCUGAUGACGGUACUUGAAGAAAAGACAGCCAACAGGCGCAUAUUAUCUGCAUACGAAACACUCUCUAGAGAGGGAUUUACUGUAGAGCAGGUGGAGAAUGCGCUCUCGUCACUCGUCCCCUCCUCGCUUUCCCUGGAAGCAGCUUUUGAUUGGCUCUGCCUGCACUUGGCACCUCAGCAGCUGCCACGUCACUUCGCGUCUGCAGCUGCCACUGCCACGCUGGCACGAGGUGACGUGGAAGUGGUGCUGGCUGCUGCUGACGUGGAAGGGGAAGGACAGCGAGGAGGCGACGACGCAUGGGGAGGAGAUGGAGAUGAGGACGGGGGAAGGGGGGGACGGUCGUUAGCAGAAGAAGCUGAGAGAUUCAGGAAGAUGGAAGAAGAGAGGAAAGCGAAAGAGGAGGCAGAAGAGAAAGAGAGAGAGAAGGAGAGGAAGAAGAAGCAAGCGGAUUGGAUCAAACGGUAUGUGACUGAGUACGAGAGUGAGGAGGAGGAGAGUGAGGGUGAAGGGAAAGAGCAGGAGGGAGAGGACGGAGAGGAGGAGGAUGACUGGGAGAAGGUAGCGGAUAAGGGGGCUUCAGCUGGAUCGACAGCAGGAAACGACUUGCUUAAGGGGUCUCCUCUUUGGGAGGUUUGGGCUGAUGCAAGGGAGAGAAGACGCAGAAAGGAGCUCAGGAAAAAGGCCCCUGCAGAGCAGCGCGUGCAAUCCUUGGCGGCUGAUCUGGGGAGGGCCAAGGGCGAGGCGGCGAGGGCGAAAGGGUGCAUGGACAAGGGCAGGCAAGCAGAGGCAGGCCUGCUGAUCCGCGAGAUCAAGGAGGAAGCUGCAGCGUACGGUUAUUCUGAUUCGAUGCUCGAAGAGGCGAGCCACCAGCAGCAGCAGCAGAUUGGUCCAGGAGAGGAGGAGAACGAGGAAGAGGAGGGGGGUUUCGGGCUGUUUGGGGAAGAGGACGAGGAAGAGGAAGAGGAGGGGGCUGGUGGAGAGGGGAAAGUAGCGAGGGAAGGGAAAACAGCAGUUGGAGAAGGGGGAGGGGCAGGGGCAGUGGCAACAGGGAAGUCAGCAGAAAAGGAGGCAGAAGAGGAGGAUGUGGGAUUGGAUGGGAUGUCUCUCUUUGAUGACGAGAGUGACGGGGGAGGGGUAGGGGAAGGUGGAAGAGGCGCAGCAGCAGCAUUGCCUGAGUCUGUGUUGGCACUGCAGAGGAAGAGUGCGAGGGAGAGAGCAUGGCAGCAGCAGCAGCAGCAGAUGUUGGCGGGUGGCAGGGGGAAUGCAAAGGCAGGAGGGAAGGAUAAGAAGGGGAAGGAUGCUUCUGCUGCGGACAUGCAACGGCAGCCCAAGGCUCUGCUGCAGCAGCACUGCCUUAAAGCCCUCUGGCCCGCUCCCAAGUUCACGAAGCUUCCAGGAAGCAGCGGCGCAGGGAAGUUUAGCUACUCGGUGACUGUGGUACGGCAGGGGGGGAGGGGAGGAGGGGGUAAGGGAGGAGGAGCGGGAGGGGGGAAGGGAGGGGGAGUGGGGGUAGGGCCAAUCACGUUUCAGGUUUCCGCAGCAGAGGAUGGGUUUGAGAGUGUGUCAGAGGCUCAAAACGCAGUGGCGCUUCUGGCAAUGCACGCCCUGCUGCCCCACAUGCCUCUGCACCAUCAGCUUGUCUCCCCUUACCGAGAGCAGUGGCUGGAACUGGCAGAGAAAGCAGAUGCUGCAGAGACGAGCAGCAGCAGCGCAGCCGCAGCAGCAGAGGCAGCAGCGAGGCACCAAGUCAAGUUCGCUGCAGCACUCGUGGAUAAAGAGAUUAGGGCCAGGGAGACUGCUGCUGCUGCUGCUGGUACUGCUGCUGGUGUGGCUGGUGGUUCUUCUGCUGCUGAUGAUGUAGAGGAGAGUGCACCCAGAGGUGCUGAAGAUGGGAAUGCGACGGGAGGAGGGCAGAAGAAGCAGAAAAUUCCUUUCCUUGGGCAAGAUGAAGGCCCCACUGUGGUGCGCAGGAGGGAGGCUCAGAGCCGGGAGCUGCAGCAGCGGUGGCGCCAGUGGCAGGCCUUGGCAGUUGGAGGAGCAAGAGGGGCAGGAGGGGCAGGAGGAACAGGAGGAACAGGAGGAACCAACAGAGAGGCAAUGGAGGCGAGUGAGAGGAGGGCGAUGCAGGAGAUGAAGAGGAAGCGAGGAGAGCUACCGAUGGCAGCAGUGAGGGAGGAGGUGGUGCAGGCGCUGAGGGAGGGAGAUGUGGUGGUGGUGAGCGGGGAGACCGGGUCGGGCAAGACCACCCAGGUGCCCCAGUAUAUCUUUGAGGAUGCGGAAGCUUCCGGGAAGGCGGGGUUCUGCAAUAUCGUGUGCACGCAGCCUCGACGAAUUGCUGCCAUAUCGGUGGCAGAGCGAGUGGCAGCAGAGCGGUGCGAGCCGCCUGUUGGGAGUGGCAGCAGGGGAGGAGGUCCUGCAGGCGUGGUUGGUUACCAUGUGCGGCUGGACGCUGUCAAAACUUGGUACACGCGCAUUCUCUUCUGCACCACGGGAAUCUUAUUGAGGCGACUGGUGGGCGACCCUCUGCUGUCAGACGUGACGCACGUGGUGGUGGACGAGGUGCAUGAGCGCUCCAUCCAGGGGGACUUCCUCCUCGUCAUUCUCAGAGACCUGCUGGCCCGCCGCCAGCAGAUGAGACGGGAGAUGCCGCACCUCCCUGCGUUCAAGCUUGUGCUCAUGUCAGCCACUCUGGACGCGUCUCUCUUCGCCUCUUACUUCACUGGCUGCCCGGUCAUUCAAGCCCAGGGCCGCACGUUUCCUGUGGAGAUGAAGUAUCUCGAGGACGUGUAUGAGAGCACGGGCUACAAGCUCUCUUCCGACUCUCCAGCUGCUCUCAGAUCGGAAUCCCAUCAGUCCCGAGCCAAGGGCUCCAAGGCAGCAGCGGGAGGCGGUAGCAAGACCAAGCAGAAACUGCUGAAGGCAGGAUGGGGCGAUGAUGCUUCCCUGCAGGCUGAAACACGGCGGGUGGACGAGGGAACGAUAGACUACGAGCUACUGGAGGACGUGGUUGCUCACAUCGACGCCACAUGCAGCCCAGGAGCCAUCCUCGUCUUUCUGCCUGGCAUGGGCGAGAUCCAGUACCUGUGGGACAGGCUGGCAGCCUCGAGGCAGUUUGGGGCGCCGGGGAAGGUGGAGUGGCUGCUGCCGCUGCACUCGUCUGUCUCUGCUGCUGAGCAGCGGCAAGCGUUUAACAGCCCUCCCAGUGGCGUGCGCAAGGUUGUACUGGCGACCAACAUAGCGGAAACGAGCAUCACCAUUGACGAUGUGGUGUAUGUGGUGGACGUGGGCAAGCAGAAGGAGACGCAGUUCGAUGCCAGGAGGGGCAUGACCAGUCUGGUGGAAGCAUGGGUGGCCAAGGCCAACGUGAGGCAGAGGGCGGGCAGGGCGGGGCGAGUGCAGGCAGGCCGGUACUUUGCCCUCUUCACCCGCCACCGCUUUGAAACCAUCAUGCGGCCCUUCCAGCAACCGGAGAUCCAGCGAGUGCCUCUGGUGGAGCUGUGCCUGCAGAUCAAGUUGCUGGACCUGGGCACGCCUGCACAAUUCCUCAGCAAGGCCAUAGAGCCGCCAAAGGAGGAGGCGGUGAGGAGUGCAAUGAAGACUCUGAGGGAGGUGGGGGCGGUGGACGAGAGGGAGGAUCUCACAGCGCUUGGUACACACCUGGCUGCCCUGCCUGUCGACGUGCGAAUAGGCAAGAUGAUGAUCUACGGCGCAGUCAUGGGGUGUCUCAGCACGGCGCUCACCAUUGCUGCCUGCCUCAGUUACCGCUCCCCCUUCUCCUCCUCGUUCCGCGAUCGCAAAGCAGCUGCCAGGGCAAGGCAAGCACUCGUGGCCAAAGCUCGAGAGGCCAACCCCGAUGCAAGCUCACAGGAAGCAGCAGGAGGCAGGCAGGGAGAGAAGGGGAGCUGGGAUGAUGGCGAUAGUGAGGAUGAGGAGGAGGAGGAUGAAGGGGGCUGGGAGUCAAAGGUAGAAACAGAGACUGCAGGGGGGAAGGGAGAGGGAGGAGCAGGUGCGAGUGGGGACGACAGGGCAUGGAACAUGGCACGGGGGCAGCAGUCCGACCAUCUCGCGAUGGCCUCAGCCUUCAACGGCUGGGUGCUGGCUCUUCAGAGGGGCAGCAGGGCAGCGAGGGAGUUCUGUCAGAAACAUCACCUCAGCAUUCCUGCUCUGCUCAUGCUGCGAGACAUGAGGGUGCAGUUUGCUCGCCUGCUCAUGGACAUCGGCUUCCUGAGGCAGCCCAGCAAGGCACCUGGGUCCGGUGGCGCCCCUGUGAGCAGGGGACUUGAUUGGCUGGAUGAGUCCACCCAGCCCUGGAACCGAUGCUCUAUGAGUGCUCCUGCUGUUAAGCACCCUUUCCUUCUCAUUUCUUCACCUGCACCCCGUCCUUCUCCACCCACCUUUCUUCCUUAG